Molecule: messenger RNA, 208 nt
Organism: Ilex paraguariensis (yerba mate)
Lineage: Eukaryota; Viridiplantae; Streptophyta; Magnoliopsida; Aquifoliales; Aquifoliaceae
Source: the annotation of a GenBank genome assembly
GCUUACAUGUUUCAUAAGUUAUGGAUCUAUGGUUCACGGCCGAUCAUGCCCUUGGAGUUGGGGUGCGACAAUAACAGAGUUGCUCUUUGCCCUCUGGGACAAUAUCUGGAUGCACCGACAGAUUUCAUCAUCUCGGCCAAUAACAGGAUCAAGUUUACCACACCUAGUGAGUUCUGUCAAGUCAUUUCCGUACUUCUCAAGUGCCUGA